This is a messenger RNA of Salvia miltiorrhiza (redroot sage), 1067 nucleotides long. RefSeq lists its product as uncharacterized. The record is from RefSeq and is a predicted model, not a curated record. Bases 297 to 815 code for a protein of 172 amino acids. The transcript has 2 exons. Lineage: Eukaryota; Viridiplantae; Streptophyta; Magnoliopsida; Lamiales; Lamiaceae.
ACUAUCACUUCAAAAAAGGUUUGUCAUCAUUAAAAAUAAAAAAUACUCCUAAUUACAAAUAUGGAGUACUUGAUUGUAUGUGAAAGCAUUUUUAGUAUGCGAUUAAACUAUGUAAUUGAAACGAGUUGUGUAAAGCAUUUGGUUGUUCCAACUUCCAAGUAGGUGUAAACGACGUAGUUCGAGUCGAUGAGGAUAUUUCGACAUUUCUUAUCCGAAACAAAAGCCGCUGAAACUCAUCUCUCCCGCAUCAUAAGCCCAAUUCCUCAAACAAAAAUCCUAAAAUCGGCGCUCUGAAAAUGGGAAUUAUGCUCUUCAGUUUCCCAACAAUAGUAAACCCAGUCAUCAACAAAGGUGCUGACGGGAUGCAUAAAUUCGCCAAGAUUGAAUCUUCAAGCAACAAUCUCCAGCUCCCCCGGCGGCGGCGGCGGCAAAUCGGCGCCGGAAGAAGACUUCAUUGUUCGAUUUCUCGGAGCAAUGGCGACGAAGAACAGCUGGAUUCGCCUCAAGAACUCAGGGUUCCUAGCCAUUGGUUGGAGCCUUCUAGAGCCGCAGAGGAAUCGGCAUGGCUAAGAAGCACGCUACAGAAAUGGUUGGACGAGGAGUAUUGCCCAGAGGCGACCAACGUAGAAAUAAGCAAGAUUGCUGCUGAUUCCUUGUACAAAUCGUUAGUGGAAAAACGAAGUGAUUUAGGGGAUAUUCUGUUGAAAAUGGCUGUAGAAUUGGAAUCCAUAUCUUACCAAGAUAGCUUCCAUGGAGCAUUCUCCUCAGCAAAUGCAGCUGUCAAUCUCAUUGUUCAACGAAUAUUGCACGACUAAUCAAAUCACUUUGUUCAAGGCUGGGAUGCCGUAUUUCUUAUGACUGAUGAGGAAAGCGAUGAUCAUUCAAAAAAAUUACCUUGGAUUGCUAGUGUAGGAUAGAAACUAUAGUAUUUUUAGACGGAGUAGCUCUGUUUUUAUUCUUAGUUGAUGAUCAAUGCUUCUCUUGUGUAUUGAACCAGGCUGGGAAAAGGACUCCACAGAUUCACUACUCUUGCACCAAACCCCUUCAUGUUCCUUUCUACUUUCAAA